CCUUAAAGAGGUGCGCCGAACAGGCGGCAAAGACUUUCUCUGUUCAAGAAACAGCGAGAUGAAGAGCAUCGCCAACCCGGCACCAUGGGCUCCAGGCUUCCACGGACCGCCUGCCUACUGCGACUUAUCGCGCUGUGCAUCCUCCUCUCGCACACCGCAGCUUAUUUUGGGCUGACAGGUCGAGAACCUUUGGUGUUUCUUCCCGGUCCCAUUUCCAACGAGGCUCCUAAUGGAAAGGCUCACCUGAAGCAGUGCGAGCAGAUGACCCUGACCCGGCGGCAGAAGAGGCUGUGCCGCAGGGAGCCGGGUUUGGCCGAGACGCUGCGUGAGUCCGUGCGCCUCAGCCUCCUGGAGUGCCGCUACCAGUUCAGGAAUGAGCGCUGGAACUGCAGCCUGGAUGGACGAGGGAGCUUACUGAAAAGAGCCUUCAAAGAGACCGCAUUCCUCCUGGCUGUGUCUUCGGCCGCUCUGACGCACGCCCUCGCCAAAGCCUGCAGCUCGGGACGCAUGGAGAGGUGCACUUGCGAUGACUCUCCGGGGAUCCAGCAUCGUGAGGCCUGGCAGUGGGGAAUCUGUGGAGACAACCUCAAAUACAGCACCAAGUUUAUCAAGAAGUUCCUGGGCCAGAAAAGAGUCAGCAAGGACUUACGGGCACAAGUUGACGCCCAUAACAUUAACGUUGGAAUUCGGGCUGUGAAGAGUGGACUGAAAACAACUUGCAAGUGCCACGGCGUCUCUGGUUCCUGCGCUGUCCGGACGUGUUGGAAGCAGCUUUCUCCUUUUCACGACACAGGACGCCUACUAAAAUACAAAUACGACAAUUCAGUGAAGGUCCUGAGUGUCACCAACGCCGCUACUGGGGAAACCGAACUAGCCGGCCCACGGAGACAUAGACAAAACCUACGCACUACUGAUCUGGUGUAUCUGGAGGACUCCCCUAGCUUCUGCAGGGCAUCGCGAUACUCAGCAGGGACAGGGGGGCGGACUUGUGCUAAAGACACCACCUGUCAGAGUUUAUGUUGCGGGCGAGGGUACAACACAGCCAUGAGACUCACCAGUUUAUCGUGUCACUGUCAGGUGCGCUGGUGUUGCCAUGUGGAGUGCCAAACAUGCGUCAGAGAAGAGGAAGUGUACACCUGCAAAAAUGCAUAGCCAAAGGACACAGAAAUUUAUUUGAAAAACUUCAUAAACUUUGUGGAGAUGGCUGGACAAUGUCAUGGAUUGAUUUAAAGACUAAACUGCAUGGGUCUUGCUCAAAGCACUGAAAUCUGCCUAAAAAGUGGAAUUAUUUCUGUACUGGACUGAACUGGAUGUUAAUAAUUAACAGAAAUUCAAAGUUGGGACAUUGUGUGAAACGUAUUUUUAAAAAACAUAUGCAUUUUAUUUCCUCAUGGGGAUGUUACUGCUUUUCCAAGAAUAUUUUUGAAAUAUAGCAUUAAAUCUUAUCUAUCUCCAUGGAAACAAACAGUUGAUGCCACAGGUCAGAUCAUGUGAGAGGCGACCCCACUAACAGAAAGAAUGCAUGUGUUUUUGAGCAAUAAAAGCAAACAUAAUGAAAUGCAUUGAUUAUACAUUUAAAAGUAUAUAACGUGGAACAUUCCAGGCAAAACAAUAAU
Periophthalmus magnuspinnatus is the source of this 1616-nucleotide messenger RNA. It is a transcript of the gene wnt9b, whose product is annotated as wingless-type MMTV integration site family, member 9B. Gene Ontology annotation, cellular component: extracellular region. Gene Ontology annotation, biological process: multicellular organism development; neuron differentiation; cell fate commitment. Gene Ontology annotation, molecular function: cytokine activity; frizzled binding. NCBI's taxonomy places the organism in Eukaryota, Metazoa, Chordata, Actinopteri, Gobiiformes, Gobiidae. The record is from RefSeq and is a predicted model, not a curated record. Bases 85 to 1152 code for a protein of 355 amino acids. The transcript has 4 exons.